AUGGAAAUUUACAACAUAUCCUUCACAGACUUCACCCUCAGAGGCUUGUUCAAUAGAAAAGAUAUAUUCACAGGUCUUCUUUUUGUCAUCAUUUCUAUCAUAUUUUUUACAUCUGUUAUAGCUAAUGGAGUUAUGGUUUUCCUUAUUCGCACUGACUCCCACCUCCACACUCCCAUGUAUUUCCUCCUCAACCAACUAUCUUACAUUGACAUAAUGUAUAUCUCUACCAUUGUACCUAAGAUGUUAGUUGACUAUAUGCUGGAUCAAAGAACCAUCUCAUUUGUGGAAUGCACAGUUCAGCAAUUCCUUUACGUUGUGCUUGCUGGCACGGAAUGUCUUCUGCUGGGUCUCAUGGCCUAUGACCGAUAUGUAGCCAUAUGCAACCCUUUGAGAUACCCUGUCCUCAUGAGCCGCCAGGUCUGUUGGACAAUCAUACUAGGUUCCUGGUUUGGAGGCUCUUUGGAUGGCUUCCUUAUAACACCCAUCACGAUGAGCUUCCCCUUCUGCAACUCCCAUGAAAUUAACCACUUCUUCUGUGAGGCACCUGCAGUACUAAAACUGGCAUGUGCAGACACAACUCUCUAUGAGACAGUGAUGUAUGUAUGCUGUGUAUUGAUGCUUCUGAUUCCCUUUUCUGUAGUGAUUGCCUCCUAUGCCCAAAUCCUGAUCACAGUUUACCGCAUGAGUUCAGUGGAAGGAAGGAAAAAGGCAUUUACCACAUGUUCAUCUCAUAUGACAGUGGUGACUUUGUUCUAUGGAGCUGCCAUCUACACAUACUUGAUACCACCCUCUUACCACAGUCCAAACCAAGACAAAAUCUUUUCCGUGUUUUACACCAUUCUUACACCCAUGUUGAACCCACUCAUCUACAGUCUGCGGAACAAAGAUGUUACUGGAGCUCUAAAGAGGGUUUUGGGUAGGUUAAAAAAUACUGAACCAGUCUCUGGGGAUGUUUUAUGA
Molecule: messenger RNA, 960 nt
Organism: Suncus etruscus (white-toothed pygmy shrew)
Lineage: Eukaryota; Metazoa; Chordata; Mammalia; Eulipotyphla; Soricidae
Product: olfactory receptor 2T1-like
Exons: 1
Coding region: 1-960 (319 amino acids)
Biological process (GO): G protein-coupled receptor signaling pathway
Cellular component (GO): membrane
Molecular function (GO): olfactory receptor activity; G protein-coupled receptor activity
Source: RefSeq, a predicted model, not a curated record